AUGAUGAAUGUCACGAGUAAUGGAUACUAUACAACGCAAUAUCUAAACCAACAGCAGAGGCGGCCCAGACAAUACUUCCAAUAUGUUGAAAAGGAGAGUUAUCAAACGCCGCGUACACCUCAUGAGAACCUUCAGUCUUUGCCAGCUCAAAAAUACAAUCGUAAUGAAAGAAAGCCCAUUAUGCGGAACAUUCGUCCUAGACGAGAACAACCCACAAACCUGAAUCCAUCUGAUCCAUCCAAAUCACUUAAUGCAACCAAUUCAAAACAAAUAAUGGAAGUUGAUGUGGACCCAGAAGAUCAGCUUGAAGAAGAACCCACCCCAGCAGAAUUGAAGCAAAUUCAUGAAGACAACAUAAUAGUCAUACCUAUUGAGGAACCAAAGCAGCCACAAAAAGAUCAAAAGCUCAGGUCCAGCCCACGAAAGAAUAAAAAUGACGACUACUACUUGAAACAGAAACAACGUUACGACGAAGCUAAGGAAAUCAAACCAAAAUUGUACACCCACAAGACUUUUCGUGAGGUCUUUACUGACAAGCAAGAAAAUCAGAAAAAGUACAAUCCAAUUGACACUGUAUUUGAGCAAAGCGAUGAUCUUACCGGAAGCAGCAAAACAAAUGCCAAAUUAUCUGCCUUUUUGAAAAGUAUCAAAGUGAUCAAGGAUGACUAUAAUAAUUACAACUAUUAUGAUCAUCGAAAGAGGAAAAAUGUAGAAAGAGACGUUUUUGUGAGUGAAGAAAGUGAUGAUGAUGAAGCCGAAGAGACAAUGGAACAGGAGGAAAGUAGCGAAGUAGAUGACACUGGAAAUAUAUCAAAAAAGAAGAAAAAGCAGGAGUUCAAAACUAUAUGGAGGAAAAAGCUCAACCGGGCCAAGAAGAAGUUGGGUAAAGAUUUUGAUUCUCACCUAAAUGGAAAUAGUGAGCAAGAUAUGUCUUCUGAGGCAUCACUAAUCGAGGAAAUCUUGGAAACAGAUCUGAAGAAUGAUGCAAUGGCUCAGUCCGGCAAUGAAUUUGCCAUCACUUCAAUGGUUUCCCUGAGCUUUAAUUACUUAUGGUCAUGGUACGAUUUUUAUCAAAAUAGAGAUCAAACCCCUGGAUCAAAUCACAACAAAGCAAUGGUUCCUUUAACCAAAUCAUCAUUCACUCAAUCUAGUGCAAUAAAUGACAUACCAGGGCAGAGAUCAAAAGGACAAAUAAGGACUAGAUUCGCCAAUGGAUCCAAACAAUUAUUCACCGGUUGGAACCAACCUGCAAAUCGCAUGUUCAAGGGUGAAUCUACCGGAAAUAAAGGCAGGCGAAUGGUUUACCCAACAAAAAACGAUACUUCUUCUUCCAUCGCUCCUUCAAGUGAAUUCAUUGUUGAAUAUGACUCUAGUGAUGAGGACUCAAUGACACAAGAAUUAUAUUACAAUCCACAAACAAAACAACUUGAAGCUCAACCACCAACAUCAUCUCAAUCAAUGAUUAGAACAAAUAACACAAAGGAGGAUACUUCAUCAUUAGCGAUAGUUAGCACUUUACUCAAUUUAAUUAAACGAAUCCAUAUUAUGCAAUUGAUUUAUACACCUAUUGAUUUCGUUGGUGAACAUUUCCCCCAAUUACAAACUUUGAUUAUUGUGUUGGAAUUGGUUUUGUUUGUUUGGAUAUUGUAUGAAUUGAGUCGAUUGGUUGAUGCUUUGUGUAUGAUGGUACGGGCAUUUUGCUCACCCAUGAUUGCUGUGGGUCGGUUCAUGAAUAAGAUCAUGUGA
Lodderomyces orthopsilosis Co 90-125 is the source of this 1746-nucleotide messenger RNA. RefSeq lists its product as uncharacterized. NCBI's taxonomy places the organism in Eukaryota, Fungi, Ascomycota, Pichiomycetes, Serinales, Debaryomycetaceae. The record is from RefSeq and is a predicted model, not a curated record. The coding region runs from base 1 to 1746 and encodes 581 amino acids. The transcript has a single exon.